This is a messenger RNA of Megalobrama amblycephala (Wuchang bream), 2106 nucleotides long. Its product is annotated as E3 ubiquitin-protein ligase TRIM39-like. Lineage: Eukaryota; Metazoa; Chordata; Actinopteri; Cypriniformes; Xenocyprididae. The transcript has 8 exons. The record is from RefSeq and is a predicted model, not a curated record. The coding region runs from base 133 to 1848 and encodes 571 amino acids. Gene Ontology annotation, molecular function: zinc ion binding; protein binding.
GAGAAAGUGAAACUAACUUGAUCAACAACAAUAUGGAUGCCUGAAACGAUCAACCUCUUUAAACAACAGAAUAUUUAUUGAGCCGUUCAAAGAGUCUUGUGGACACAUCUGAUACUCACAGAACAGGAGAGAAUGGCAGAUUCUUCAACAACAUCAACAAAAGUGAGAAAAACCAGGAGAAAGAGUAUUGACUCUUGUCCUCCAAGGAUGUCAUCCUCCAGUGGUCCACUGACUGAGGAGCUUCAGUGCUCGAUAUGUCUGGACGUGUUCACUGAUCCAGUCAGCACUCCAUGUGGACACAACUUCUGCAAGACCUGUCUGAAUAAGUGCUGGGACAACAGCCAGACCUGCAACUGUCCAUAUUGUAAAGAAACAUUCAAGAUCAGACCUGAUCUCAAGAUUAAUACCACACUCAGAGAAGUUGUAGAUCACUAUAAAAAGAAAAGUCCUGAGAAAAAACCUGAAGUUCUGAAAAAUGCUGAAGUUCUGUGUGACUUCUGUGAGGAAAGAAAGCUGAAAGCCCUGAAGUCGUGUCUGGUGUGUCAGAGCUCUUACUGUGAAACUCACCUGGAGCCUCAUUUGAAAGUGGCAGGCUUAAAGAAACACAAACUGAUCAAUCCUGUGAGGAAUCUGGAGGACUAUAUAUGUCAGAAACAUGAGAGACCUCUGGAGCUGUUCUGUAGAGAUGAUCAGACAUGUGUGUGUCUGUCCUGCACUGAAGGACUUCACAAGAACCACAACACUGUUCCUGUAGAAGAGGAGAGUGAAGAGAAGAAGACUCAACUGAUGAAGACUCAGAAAGACGUGGAGCAGAUGAUCCAGGACAGAAUCAAGAAGAUUCAAGACGUCAAACACUCAGCAGAAGUCAGAAAAAGAAACACAGAGGAGGAGAAAGCAGCCCGUGUCGAGCUCUUCACUGAUCUCAUUCGCUCCAUUGAGAGAUGUCAGACUGAACUGCUGGAGAUGAUGGAGGAGCAGCAGAAAGCAGCAGAGAAACAGGAGGAAGAGCUCAUUGAAGAGCUGGAGCAGGAGAUCACUGAGCUAAAGAUGAGAAACACUGAGCUGGAGCAGCUCUCACACACUGAAGAUCACCUCCACCUCCUACAGAUUUACUCAUCCCUGUGCAGCUCUAGAAACACCAGGAACUGGUCUGAGAUCAGUGUGAAGACUGAUGAGAGUCUGGAGACUCUGAGGAGAGCUCUGACUCAACUGCAGGACACUCUACAGGAGAAACUCACUCUAAAUGUCUCUACAGAUCUGAAGAGGAUGCAGCAGUAUGAAGUGGAUGUGACUCUGGAUCCUGAUACAGCUCAUCCUAAACUCAUCCUGUCUGAUGAUGGAAAACAAGUGAGAUGUGGAGACAUUAGACAGAAACUCCCAGACAAACCAGAGAGAUUUGAUAGAUAUGCAUUUGUCCUGGGAAAGGAGGGAUUCUCUUCAGGGAGAUUUUAUUUCGAGGUGCAGGUGAAGGAAAAGACUGAAUGGACAUUAGGAGUGGCCAGUGAAUUCAUUGACAGGAAGGGACAGAUCACCCUGUGUCCCAGUAAUGGAUACUGGACUGUGAUUCUGAGGAAUGAGAACGAAUAUAAAGCCUGUGAUGAUUCUCUUGUCUCUCUGUCUCUGAGAGUGAAGCCGCAGCGGGUCGGUGUGUUUGUGGAUUAUGAGGAGGGUCUGGUCUCCUUUUAUGAUGUGGAGUCCAGCUCUCAUAUCUACUCUUUCACUGGUCAGGCUUUCACUGGGAAUCUCCAUCCAUUUUUUAACCCGUGCACUAAUGAUGGAGGUAAAAACUCAAGUCCACUGAUCAUCACACCUGUAAAAUACAAUAAAUUAAUUUAUACCCCAAUAUGAAAUAGGUGAUGACAGUUAUGAUCUUAAUAAUUAAAUCUGAAAAGUGUCACAGUCACAUGGACUUUCACUUUGUUUGUUGUCAUCUGUCACAUGAUUCCUUUGUUCUAUUUUCCCACUAAUAUCACUUACCAUGGACACUAAUCCAAUUCAUCACAGCUGUUCGUCAUUUGAGAAAAUCAAUCAGUGUAUUUAAGUUCCUGUUUGUGUUCAGUUGGUUGUCCUGUUGGAUUUUCUAGUAAAAGACUUAUUGGACUCUUA